GGCUGUGGCGGGUGGGGGAGUGGGGUUUGCCGGCAAAUAACUUGGGCACGAGGGGCUUGAUGUCUUUAAAAAGAGCAUCACUUCUUCUGUCCCAGGCUGCGUGAGCUCAUCUGGCGGACGUACGCAAUGGAGCUUCCCCAGCUAGAACACACGGUGAGACGCAGAAGGUGUGACAGCAGCACAGCAUCAGUGCCGCAGCUCUGCAACUCUCCUACACUCAUCGUCAUGGUGGGCCUGCCAGCCAGAGGGAAGACUUACAUCUCCAAGAAGCUCACCCGCUACCUCAACUGGAUCGGGGUUCCCACAAAAACGUUCAACGUGGGCCAGUACCGCCGCCAGGCCGUCAAAACCUACGAGAACUUUGAAUUCUUUAAACCGGACAACGAGGAGGCCAUGAGGAUCCGCAAGGCGUGUGCGGCGGCUGCCCUCAGCGAUGUCACUACCUACUUCACAAGUGACCAAGGUCACGUCGCGGUUUUUGAUGCCACCAACACCACAAGGGAGAGAAGGGCAAACAUCCUCAGCUUUGCCAAGGAGAGAGGCUACAAGGUUUUCUUUGUGGAGUCUAUCUGUGACGACCCAGAAAUAAUUGGAGAGAAUGUUAAGCAAGUGAAAUUUGGGAGUCCAGAUUACGUGAAUCGCAGCAUGGAGGAAGCCAUGGAAGACUUUGUGCAGCGCAUUGAGUGUUACAAGUCCAGCUACAUGCCGAUAGACGACGAAAAAGACAGAAAGCUCUCCUACAUCAAAAUCUAUGAAGUGGGUAAAAGAUACCUGGUCAAUCUGGUCCAGGACCAUAUCCAGAGCAGGAUCGUCUACUAUCUAAUGAACAUCCACGUUGCACCGAGGUCCAUCUACCUGAGCCGCCAUGGGGAAAGCCAACUCAAUCUUCUUGGUCGCAUCGGCGGAGAUUCUUCUUUGUCUGUCAGAGGAUAUGAAUAUGCUGCUGCUUUGAAGACUUUCAUCCAGAGUCAGAAAAUUAAGGACCUGAAGGUGUGGACCAGCCACAUGAAGAGAACCAUCCAAACUGCACACACGCUGGGCGUCCAGUAUGAGCAGUGGAAAGCUCUCAAUGAAAUUGAUGCAGGUGUGUGCGAGGAGUUCACUUAUGAGGAGAUUCAGGAGCAUUACCCCGAAGAGUUUGCAUUGAGGGACCAGGACAAGUUUCGUUAUCGUUAUCCAAAGGGCGAGUCCUAUGAAGACCUGGUGCAUCGCCUGGAGCCUGUCAUCAUGGAGCUGGAGAGGCAGGAGAAUGUUCUGGUCAUCUGCCACCAAGCAGUCAUGCGCUGCCUCUUGGCCUACUUCUUGGACAAGCCCGCAGACCAGCUGCCCUAUCUUAAAUGCCCCCUCCACACGGUGCUCAAACUCACACCAAUAGCCUACGGGUGCAAAGUCGAGUCAUUUUACCUCAACAUCGAGGCUGUCAACACGCAUAGAGACAAGCCUAUGAAUGUGGACAUCAACAGGAACCCAGAAGAAGCCCUGCAGACAGCUCCUGAUCACAUUUGAACAACGUGCCGUGCAAAUGGCAAAGACGGGAUACGGCUGGCAUCUCAGACCUCCUUGUGGAAUCCACACAGCAGUUGCCUUGGCCUUCAAGCCUCCCGCGGCGAGCUGCUUGAAGCGCUCGACAUCGAAGAGCAGCAGCUGGAAGGUUGAUUACGUGACUGCAUUUUCUACAUGACGUGAAAGCAUGUCGUUUGAAGGGCAAACGCUAUCUGGCAGGGAUGACUUCCUGUGUGACUCUCAAGAUAUAUCCAAAGCCAGUUUGACACCUAUUUCAAAAGAGGCUUAAGAAAUGUAGCAUUUAGCACGAAGUUCACCAAGAAGGACAUUGACAAAAUAAAAAUAGCAACUACAAAACAAACUGACCAUUCCAAAAAUAUGCAACCAAAACUAUUCGAAGUGUGUGAAAAUAUGCUGGUCAUGGUACUUUUACCCUCCUCUGAUACGCUUGGAGCCAUGGCAUGCCAUGCAUUGAGUGCAAUAACAUCACUUCUGAUGAUUGCUGACCACCACCAGCACAAAAGAAACGCAGUAAACCGUGACUGUCGGUGAUUCCAUCUCAUCUGAAAGAAUCACCGCUGAGCCAAACAUGUUUUGUACCAGCCAUCCCAUAGUGGUUUCUCAUGACCUUGUGUGACUGAGCCGAAGCUUUGCAUGUUUGCCAGUAAAAAGGAAACCACCACCUAUUUUUGUUUGCCUAGGGAACCUAUCCUCAUUAUUUGCACAAACUUUCCAACACUGUUAAAUAGACAUUUAUUGUUUUAGUAGACCCGCAAAAGGAAAUCAUGUCUGUCAGCUGUCAUCUUCCUGGUCCUUUGCUAAAAUCUGUACCAAAA
This is a messenger RNA of Hippocampus zosterae (dwarf seahorse), 2339 nucleotides long. RefSeq names its product 6-phosphofructo-2-kinase/fructose-2,6-bisphosphatase-like. Gene Ontology annotation, biological process: fructose 2,6-bisphosphate metabolic process; fructose metabolic process. The record is from RefSeq and is a predicted model, not a curated record. The coding region runs from base 127 to 1506 and encodes 459 amino acids. Lineage: Eukaryota; Metazoa; Chordata; Actinopteri; Syngnathiformes; Syngnathidae. Gene Ontology annotation, cellular component: cytosol; 6-phosphofructo-2-kinase/fructose-2,6-biphosphatase complex. The transcript is spliced from 14 exons. Gene Ontology annotation, molecular function: ATP binding; fructose-2,6-bisphosphate 2-phosphatase activity; 6-phosphofructo-2-kinase activity.